UGCGCAGAGCUGACGCACAUGAGCACGUUUCAUUUGCUGACUAUUGUCAUGUUGAACAUUUUCGGUUGCUAGACGACAAUAAUGCACAUUACACCCGUACAGCGAAGAGAGACGCGAAACGACGCUCAGCAAUAUUACUGCGCGGACUCUAUAGCGUUCACACUCAAUAUCGACGUAGGAUCUACUGCUUUUCUUAACGGCGACAUCAGGAAACAGCUGCAUCUUGGGAACUUCUUAACACCCCUUAGUUACCAUUUUCAGUGCUCCUUAAUACUGUUUUAGAUUAGGAUUGCUGCGAAUCUUCGAAAUGAGAAAAUUAAGACUUCCUGCUGCAUCAUAAUACUCAUAACAGGUCGUGCUUCCAAUAUAUCAUACUGAAUGAGAAAGUAUUAUGGUUUUAGUGUUUGUAAAAGGUGAUGAUAAAAUAAAAAAGGCCAUCAGAUAGGCUAUAAUGUCUGUAGUAGCCGGAGAUAUUGUCACUGAAGAGGAGGUAGAGGAUCUGGCAGAGGACAGUCUGUGUAGCAGCUAUGUGUCCGACACUGAAAAGAAAUUAAGAAAAAAGAAAGUUUCAGGCAGACCGCCUCCUUCUCCUAGGUCACCAUACCUGAACAGUGCAAGCUUGCAUCUGAAGAGAACUCCAGUAGCAUCGUGGAGGACGGUGAAAGGGACACAGCUCCAAAACUGUAAAACCCCUCCGGCUGGUACACCGAAGGACGUCUGGCUGCACUUACAGAAUGAUGGACAAGGAACAUUGCCAAAGUCUCCAAAAGGAGCGGAUUACAGUGUCACACAGACCAGCACACCCGAAUACUUGAAGGAGGCCUUAGGAAUGAAAAAGCCAAAAUAUUCCCGCUCUGCAUCCAACGGUUAUGUUCCAGGGACCCCAGACUACAAAGAGAAGGAGGAUAUGUAUGAUGAAAUAAUUGAUCUAAAAAAGACCAUCCAAUCCCAAAAGACUGAAUCGGACAAGAUGAAAGCCAAGCUACGACGUCUCGAAGAAGAAAACGCUAAGAAAGACAGACAAAUCGAGCAGCUGUUGGAUCCAACGAAGGACCCAGAGUAUGCUAGAGGUUUAGUGGACCGAAAGACUGAUCCUAGAUCGAUCAUUAACGGACUGAAACAGAGGAUUCUACGAUUGGAGCAGCAGUGCAAAGAAAAAGAGAAUGCCUUAAGUCAGCUUCAGAGUGACCUCAAAACCACCAACAUGCAGGAAAUGAAGAUCACAGUAGAAACCUAUUUUGAAGAGGUUCAAAGAUUGAGAGCACUUUUAGAGUCAACUGAAAGAAGUAAUAAGACAGAGAGCAAAAACAUCAGGCGGCAAAACAAGACUCUUAGUGCAACGGUUCUGAAACUCACAAACACUGUUCAACACCUUGAGAACGAGAACCAGGAACUCAAAAAAGAAUUGACACAGGAAGAGAUGAACAUGACAGAGAGCCCUGUGUGCCGGGCCAAGGGUUAUAUGGAUUGGAGUAAACAGAGACUUGUGCGACGAAUCCUGGAGCUUGAAAAGAGAGUCGAGCAGAUCACCAAAGCAUCAGACUCACUGAAAAGCCCAGACAAUAAAGGCAUUCAAUCAGAAUCGGCCAAUCAGAGUGAUUCUGUCAACACAGAGAUGGAGCCAUCUGUGAUUACAGAGAAUGAAGCACAUUUGAGGGAAACAGUUAAGAAACUUGAAGAAGAGAAAAAGAAACUAGAGGGAAAACUAACCCAGAAAGAUGAGGAGAUAAAGCAGUUGUCUGCUGAGAAGGAGAAGAGUCUGAAAGAGGUCAAAAACGUGCUGAAGGAACAAAUCAGAGAGCAUGAGAGACUGAUGCAAACACAGAGGCAGGAGAUGGGUGCACUGACCAUACAAAUCAACUGUUUGAAAGAGAAACUAGAGGAGGAGAGAAAACUCAGAUUAGUACAAGAUCCAAGUCAGGUUCAGGACGGUUCUUUGUCAUUAACACUCACAGAUCCAUUGUCAUCGUCAGCAGUCUUGCCGAAAGAGAAGAACAGAGCAGCUAAGCUCAUCCAGACACACUGGCGCUCCCACCGAACACGGGAUCUAGUUCUUUUACAGUCCUGUCUCAGAGGGCAUCUAAUCAGACAGAAGCAGUUAGAUGGACGGAGGCAAGCAGACCCAAGCACCGUCCCUGUUGCCAUGAGCCAGUCAGAUAUGAAGACUCAGGCUGUACAGGAAGAGGAAGUGACUCUGCUGCAGUCUGUCUUUAGGGCUCAUCUCAAACGCAGCACUCUGACGAUGGACAGGGUGUCUGCAGUGACGUCUUCCAUACAUCAGAAAAAGCCGUAUCUCUCCACCCCUCCACUGCUGCCCAGAGGCUCCUCACAAGCCAUGUUUACUAACAAAACACAAACCUCAGACCUGAAGAUCCAACAACAUCAACCAGGCAAAGAAAAUCCAAAGACCAUCGACUCAGACGACUCUGAUGAUAUCAUUGUGUCUCCUUCAAAGCCUCUGAGAAAAAAAAAUUCAGUUCAGUGCUAAUGACUUGAUUUAGUCAUCCAUUUAGUCUUUUUUUUUUGUACUAUUUGGUUUUUUCUCUCAUCUGAGCAAUUUAAAGUGGAAUUGAAACAAAAAAAUGUAACAUUGUAUAUCGGCAAUAAUGACUAGACAGAGAAGAACAUGGAUCAUGGACGAUGGAUCAUUAUGGUUUUGUGAUUUUCACACUUUUAUUCUGCUAAGAUCAUGUUCUUUUGACUUCUAGGAGCUAAGCCUUCAAAUAAGGGACAAAUUCAAAAGUUUAGUCUUCACACUCCAAAAGUGCCUUGUGUUGAAUGAUCAACUUUAAAUGAGGAUCAGGGAUUUACCAAUCGUCAUUUACUUUUCAUUGUAGAUAAAUACACAUAUUACAUUAUUAAGCCAUUGUGUGCAUUUAAGGUACACCUCUGAUUGAUAUAAAAAGUACUGUGAAUCUCCACAAAUGUGGGCGAUGUAUGUAAGAUUGCUGACUUUAUUCAGAUUGGGGGGGGGGGGUGACAGUAAAUGCUGUUUUACUUAAAUGUUGUCAGUUUGUUAUGUGUUAGCUGGUGUAUCUGUAUUGAACCAAUAAUAGCACUGAAAAAUGUGAUGCUGUAUUGUGGUUUUUAAAGUCUUGUUAAAACUGAUUUUGCUCAAAGAGCACAUUAUUG
Messenger RNA from Cyprinus carpio (common carp), 3132 nucleotides. Its product is annotated as IQ motif containing E. The coding region runs from base 452 to 2488 and encodes 678 amino acids. Gene Ontology annotation, molecular function: protein binding. Lineage: Eukaryota; Metazoa; Chordata; Actinopteri; Cypriniformes; Cyprinidae. The transcript is spliced from 21 exons. The record is from RefSeq and is a predicted model, not a curated record.